CCUUCCUGGGCCGGGCGGGGCAGGCGGCUGCGCCCUCAGGCGCCCGCGCGCGGACAUGGCGGCGCCCGCCUACCCCGCCUGGGUGACGCGCUGGGUGUCGGGGCAGUGGCGGAGCAAGAAGCGGCCCCCGACGCUCCGCCCGCCCCGGACACUGGCGCUGGCCGACAAGGUGGCGAACCGCCGGGAGCAGUCGACAGAGGCAACGUGCAUUACGGAGAUGUCAGUAAUGAUGGCCUGCUGGAAACAGAAUGACUUCAACGACACGCCUUGUGCCGAGGAGAUCAGGAUGUUCUAUGACUGCGUGGCAAAGGCAGAAAAAGAGCGCAAGAAUCAAAAUGAGGACAUCCUGUCACCCAAGGGAAAUUUGCCUUCAAGCAAAGUGAACAAGCUCCUGAAGAGGUUUCCUCAGAUCACACGUUACGUAUAAUGUACUUUAUGAAAGAGACUGUGGACAAGCAAUUAAAGUUGGGGUCUUGGUCAAAAAAAGGAAAGUCAAGUUAAGUGAUCUUUUGAUGUCAAGUGGUGUGUGGAUCUUGACCCUGCUUUUGAUUCCAGGGCAAAAACCACCCAUCUUGAGUAUCAGCUGAUUUUGUUCAUGAGACUCUUGGGUCUUGCAGUGUUAGGAUUUCUGCAGUGUGUUGUUCAGCUUGCCUACCCAAGUCCUGUUAAAUAAAACCUUCUAGGCAUUCAUGUAAAUGCAUUUCCUAACAGGGCAUGACUUCUCCACGUGCAAGCAUCUUGCCCAGCUCUGGAGCUACUAUCAAAAGGUGUUUGGGCUCAAACACUGAGCCAAGUUAAAAUUAGUAAUUACCGUAAUGAUGGUAUGAUGGUUCAUACUCUUACAUGAGUGUAUUCACAAUCUGGUGCCUCUUGAAAUUUUUAAAAUUUCCACUGCUGUAAAAAAAAUGCUGUAAAAUUUAGAAAAAAUCUCCAGCAAAAUACCUUGUUCAUACAUAAUUCAUUAGUAAGUAUCAAAUAUAACUUUAACAUGGAAGCUUGUGAUUUAGCUUGUGAUUUGCAGGUGGGACUUAUGGUGCCACAUAAGUUUGAUUAUUUUGUCUGUACUGUAAUAAAGCAAGACUGGUGUUUGA
This is a messenger RNA of Pyrgilauda ruficollis (rufous-necked snowfinch), 1091 nucleotides long. RefSeq names its product coiled-coil-helix-coiled-coil-helix domain containing 1 (gene CHCHD1). Gene Ontology annotation, biological process: mitochondrial translation. Gene Ontology annotation, cellular component: mitochondrial ribosome; mitochondrion; nucleoplasm. The record is from RefSeq and is a predicted model, not a curated record. Gene Ontology annotation, molecular function: RNA binding. The transcript is spliced from 3 exons. The coding region runs from base 56 to 427 and encodes 123 amino acids. NCBI's taxonomy places the organism in Eukaryota, Metazoa, Chordata, Aves, Passeriformes, Passeridae.